Messenger RNA from Syngnathoides biaculeatus (alligator pipefish), 4293 nucleotides. RefSeq names its product ER degradation-enhancing alpha-mannosidase-like protein 3. Gene Ontology annotation, cellular component: endoplasmic reticulum; membrane. Gene Ontology annotation, molecular function: calcium ion binding; mannosyl-oligosaccharide 1,2-alpha-mannosidase activity. Lineage: Eukaryota; Metazoa; Chordata; Actinopteri; Syngnathiformes; Syngnathidae. The coding region runs from base 261 to 2654 and encodes 797 amino acids. The transcript is spliced from 21 exons. Gene Ontology annotation, biological process: carbohydrate metabolic process; mannose trimming involved in glycoprotein ERAD pathway; endoplasmic reticulum mannose trimming. The record is from RefSeq and is a predicted model, not a curated record.
CGACGGUGACGUCACGACCACAACACGCUUCAUGGCGUUCCCAGCAUAUUUUGAGGCCAUGAGGACUUCCCCUGGCUCGGAUGCCUUUUGACAGCUCGCUACACGACGGCAGGCCGCGGGACGGCAGGUGUUUAUCCUGGCGACGUGCGACCGGCCAUUCUCCUCUCACAAGUCACGAUGGAAAUGCGGCGGAGGGAGCGAGCCAAGGUCCGUUGAUGUUCUAGCCCAAAAAGUGUACAGCCAGAUCCGCGGACGGGACGAUGUGGUGGUUUCAAAUAUUCAUCACAGUCGGUCUUGGUGACUUGCUAAGGUGUGAAGAGAGCCAUCACAUGACAGUAGAGGAAAAGAACACCAUCAGGGAUCGCAUUGUUGAGAUGUUCGAUCAUGCGUACGGCAGUUACAUGAAAUACGCCUAUCCGGCCGACGAGCUGAUGCCUCUCAGCUGCAGGGGGAGAGUACGGGGCCAGGAGCCGAACCGAGGCGACAUCGACGACUCCUUGGGGAAGUUUUCACUUACGCUGAUCGACACCCUCGACACCCUGGUGGUGUUAAAUAAGCUGGAUGAAUUUGAAGAUGGCGUGAGGAAAGCGGUGCAGGAUGUGCGCCUGGACAAUGACGUGGUGGUGUCAGUGUUCGAGACCAACAUUAGAGUUUUGGGAGGUCUUCUGGGGGCGCACGUGAUGGCUGACUUGCUUCGGCAGCGCGGGGGGAGGAUGCAGUGGUAUGAAGACGAGCUCCUCAACAUGGCUACAGAGCUCGGCCACAGGUUACUGCCUGCCUUCAACACCUCAAGUGGCCUUCCUUACCCCAAGGUGAAUCUGCGUUACGGAGUGCAAAACCCACUCUCACGAACAGGCACUGAGUCGGACACCUGCACAGCUUGCGCGGGCACGAUGAUCCUGGAAUUUGCAGCCCUGAGCAGACUUUCAGGAGAGUCUGUGUUUGAGGAAUAUGCCCGGAAAGCCCUUGAUGUUCUCUGGGAGAGGAGACAGAGAGGAAGUGACCUGGUGGGGACUGUCAUCAAUAUUCACAACGGAGAAUGGGUCAGACGGGACAGCGGAGUUGGUGCGGGCAUCGACUCGUAUUACGAAUAUUUAAUGAAGGCCUACAUACUUCUGGGAGACAAUAUUUUCCUGGAGAGGUUUAACGUUCACUACAGUGCCAUAAUGAAAUACAUAAGUCAGCCUCCCCUGCUGCUUAACGUGCACAUGCACAACCCGACCGUGAGUGCACGGAGCUGGAUGGACUCUCUGCUGGCGUUUUUCCCCGGUUUGCAGGUCUUAAGAGGAGAUCUGAAACCAGCCAUCGAAACCCACGAGAUGCUGUACCAAGUCACCAAACAGCACAAGUUUCUUCCGGAGGCUUUUACCACAGAAUUCCGCGUUCACUGGGGCCAGCACCUCCUGAGACCUGAGUUUGCAGAAAGCACCUACUACCUCUAUAAGGCCACCGGUGACCCCUACUACCUCAGAGUAGGACAGUCCAUUGUGGAAAAACUCAACGCUUACGCCAGAGUGCCUUGUGGGUUUGCUGCUGUGCAAGACGUUCGCACCGGGACGCAUGAAGACCGGAUGGACUCAUUCUUCCUGGCAGAGAUGUUCAAAUACUUGUACCUGCUGUUCACCGAGAAGACGCAGCUGCCCAUCGACAUCGACAACUACAUCUUCACCACCGAGGCCCACCUCCUGCCCGUGUCUCUCUCCAAUGCGCAGCUGUCUUGUCAAGGCAACAAAACGGAAACGUAUCCUGCGGCCCACGAAGAGGAUCUGUUCCUACACACGUGCCCGAGCACAGACACAUUGUUCCCAAACAACCCCUCGUUUGCCAAAAGCAUCCGGGACAGCUACAAGUACUUGACGGGCGUGGGGCGAGCUGUCCACCCUUCACCCAUCAGGGGGAUUGAAUUACCAUUCCAUGAUAGUGGCAUCGAACCAGUGCAGUUCCUAAAAAGCAUGGGCAUUUCUCUCACUCCACUGAACCAUUUCAGCUCAGGAGACACCAGAAGGGAGCGCAAAGGAAUGUAUCGGGUGAAACUUGUGGCCGAGGUGAGACAAGCACUUGAGGAGGAGGAGGUGGUGCCUCAUGUGGUGCAGCUGAUAUCCCCUCCGUUUCUGGGGAGGACCGUGCUCACGGCGGGCCCUGCCAAGUUUGGAAUGGACCUCACCAAGCGAGAACACGGCGUGAAGGGCAGCAUAGCGAAGGCGUCCCCUUAUACAGCAUGCGGGCCACUAGAAAACCCAGCUGAGCUUAAAGGUCACAUCGCCCUGGCGCUGCGUGGCGAAUGCAUGUUCGCGGCAAAAGCCCGCUGGCUGCAGGAGGCGGGCGCCAUCGGAGUCAUCUUCAUCGAUCACCGCGAGGGAAGCAACAGCGAGGAAACUCCGCUCUUCCAGAUGGUCGGCGACGGCGAUUCCACCGGCGACGUCGCCUUGCCGUUGGUCUUCCUGUUCAGCCGCGAGGGCGCCGUGCUCACCGCGGCCCUGGACGAACAUCACAACGUCGACGUGCUGCUUCUGCCUAAAGAGAGGCAGCUGGGACACGUUAAGGCAGACCAACCUAUUAUUAAUAUUAAAUUGAGGCUUUCUGAAGAUGAGGACCUGGAGGAAGAAGAGGGAUCCUGUGGGUCCACUCUGAAGGUCCUACUUGACGAAAAGUGAAAGUCUCUCAUGAGACGAUUGUUGCGCUACAGCGCGUCUACAAACACAAAACUGUGAAGCAGAAGUGGUUCCCCACGGGAGCCUCAGAGCGGGCGGCCACGCGUUCACAAUGGCGGCGAAAAUGGAGCUUUAAUCCUCUGUUUUGAGACGUCGCCAUCGAUUAUUAUACUGGGAUCGAACCUCCCGUGUCGCUCGUCCUGAUGCCGCUACCGAUAACAUAACUCUGAGCUUAACACGAUACCUCACCCUCUGGGAGGGUUCACGUAAAGGUGGGGGGGGGGAAAAAGUGUUUUUAAUUGAGGUUUUGCACCUUUUUAUCCUAAUAGUGUUCAUCAUGAUGGAUAUUAGCUGGUAGGUUAGAUCAUGUUUCAACGAGUGAGGAAAAACAAUUUAAGCUGGUAAGCACCUUCAGGGAAAUUUAAGUGUUCUGUUUUCUGCAAUUGAGAAUGUGUACGUCAGUAUGUUUCACGACAUUAUCCAAUAUUCCAUUUUCAGCGUCCCACUUAUGACAAUAUGCUAUAUACAUAGAAUUAGACUGUCUUUACAAAGUCACAUUCCAAGGAAGGAAGAAGCGGUGUGGUAUUUUCAGGCCGUGCACAAUUAUUUCCCCACCUCUAAAAAUAUGUGCAAUUUUUAUGAUAUUGAUUUUGAAACUACUCAUGUUACAGUGCAGAGGAUUUAAUAUCAAGUCAGUUCUUGAUGCUAUAAAGGAGUAUUAAGGCCACAGGGGAGGAGAAAAAAAAAUACAAGAAUAAAGUAAUUUUUAUUCUCAUAAAAUGCAUUUUUUUCCCCUCAUAACAUUUUACUGAUGUGAAUUUCCGACAUUUGUUUCUUCACAAAAGUACUUAAAAGCUUUUUCCCUGCUUUUUUAUUUUUGGUCAUUGCAAAAACUUAACUUCUCAUUCUAUUUUUACAAAAUGACGAAGCUACAAACAUUGCAUCUUUUUAAUAGUAACUUUAUUCGCAUACCUCUAUUACUAUAUUCUCGUGAGCCAAUGACUUUAUUCUCAUAGUAUUAUAUUUCCUUGUGGCCCUAAUAAUCCUUAUUGUGAUGCAGCAUUACAGUAUUUUAUGCAAUAACUGCAGUCAUUUUUCUCAUCACAUAUAAUUGUUGAAAUUUCGCAAUAUGAAAUUAACUUGUACAUUUGUGUCCAUUUAUUAGAUUGAUGCAAAGAAGGACUGAAAAAGCUAUUUUCCAAUUCAUAAUUUAUUGAGUUCUUCAACAUACUAAAUGCAUCAAUCACAUCCGGUAUGUCCAUAUAUUGCACCAUUUUGAUUUUGGAAGAGGAUAAUGUUUUCCUAUUAUUUGCACAAUGGAUAUUUUCCAUCAUGCUGCUGAAUUUUGAAGUUACCCCCACCCCUCCCCCCUAUCCAAUAUUGCAGAAUGUGCCCAAUUGUUGUUUAUUAAGCAAAAUAUAUGGACAACAUUUAUACCUCAGGACUGUGCUUGUUGCUGUUCAUACAGAGCAAUGGAUAAAAAGUAGGAUCUAACUUUUGCAAAUUCCAUUCCCCUUUGUUUUUGUACUGUAUUUAGCAGUUUCCCAAGUCAUCAGUGGCUGAAAUGUGCCCCCGCCCCAAAAAAAUUAUUAAACAGCUCCUGUUAAGGCUGCUAAGGCAGUCAAUAAAAUAGUGAAAUAAU